This is a messenger RNA of Amphiprion ocellaris (clown anemonefish), 2640 nucleotides long. It is a transcript of the gene them4, whose product is annotated as thioesterase superfamily member 4. The transcript is spliced from 7 exons. Lineage: Eukaryota; Metazoa; Chordata; Actinopteri; Pomacentridae. The coding region runs from base 298 to 1062 and encodes 254 amino acids. The record is from RefSeq and is a predicted model, not a curated record.
AGUGGCUGCGGAUGGUGACUCCUGAAAGUCACCGGUAAACAGACGGCGAGAGAAUUACCGGGGCGGGUCGGUGUUUAAAGAGAUAACGGAACUCCAACGGGUGUCAGACAUGGUUUAGGAACGUUACAGAGCAGCUCGGAGUUUCUUUUAGCAAAGAAAAAGUAAAAUAAAAUAAGAAUUACAGUGUUUUUACGGUGCUAGCGAACUAGCUUGUAGCGGUGAACAGCGGUUACAUCAGUUUUUCUGACUCAACCAAAGCAGCUCCGACAGAAACAGGUUCCGUUUAAGUCUAAAACGAUGGCAACGAGUCUGGGUAGAAUAUUCAGGAGCUUCCAGAGCAUCAGUUCGGUCUCAUUCAUGAAGACUGAACUCAUCCAUCCGCCUGCCAGCAGCUCGUUCAGGACCAGCUCUGUUUUCUCCAUACUGUCGCUGCCGUUGCCUUUUUCCUCCAAGUCGCGGGACUUCAGCCUGCCGAACUCGUCGUGGAACUCCGAGAUGAAGCGACUGUACGAACAUUACAACAGCCAGUGUGAGGUGGAGUCAGAGGAUGGAGAGAAGCAGAAGGGACUGUGGAGGAGGCUGCCGAGCUACAACCGAUCUCUGAAGUACGCUACAGGUGGCGUCUAUCUCAGCAAGCUCAUCCAGUCAAAGGCUCGUCUUUUCACCAGAAACAUCAAGGAGCAGGGGGCAGCAUUUGAGUAUGUACUGUUUAACAACGAGGAGGAGCAGAGGUGUGUGGGCAUCUUCCAGGCUGGACAUCUACUGGAGGGACCACCGGGAAACGUCCACGGGGGGGCGAUAGCCACAAUAAUUGAUACCGUGACGGGAACUCAUGCGACUCUUCUGUCUGGAACCGUGAUGACGGCAAACCUCAACAUCAACUACCGCAGCCCCAUCCCUCUGGGAGGAACAGUGCACAUCGAAUCCUCUCUGGACAGGAAGGAAGGAAGAAAAACCUUCCUUUCCUGCAGAGUGACGUCCACCGACGGCUCCAAGCUGCACACGGAAGCAACAGCUCUGUUCGUGUCCAUCAAUGUGAGCACAAUGCUGCUGGGAGGAUGACAACAACAACAACAACAACCUGCCACCUGAUCAAACGCGUGUGAUCAAAUGUGUGUGUGUGUGUGUGUGUUUUUGAAUGUGUGAGUAUCACUGAGGGAGUAGAGGGAGACAAACACUCCUCUAAAUAUCGUAUCAAUAUUAAUAUGUCCUCACUAACAUCUCUGUCUGGUCCGUUUACUCGUCUACCUUUUCUUACUGUUACUAACAUAAACAUAUCUAAACCUUAUUUAUUGAGUCGAAUGUUCAAGGUUAUUUAUAAAUUGUUAAAACUUUGGCAGUAUUAAUGGUUUUAUGUUAUUCUGGGGCCUUGAAGUGAACUUAUUUUUCAAAAUGUCUUGUACUUUAAUAUUUACUUUCCUCUAAUCAUUAUUGACGAUUUGUUGGUUUGUCAACAAAUAAAAAAGGUUUGCAACGGGAAAUAAAAACUGCUUUGGUUUUCUGUUUUGGUAAUUAUUGUAGGUUUUUUUCUUGAAUUAGAUGCAGGAUUAUGUCUAUAAUUUAGAUAUUUUAUUUUUUAAAAGUAUCUGUAUAAUUAGAUUUUUGUCUGCUGUGCAUAGACUAAGCAUAUUUUUUAAAAUUAAUUUUAAAUAUUUUGAAUAUUUUAAUAUUUUGAAAAUAAAUAUUAUACUUUUUACUUUUACACCAGAUGUACAGAGACACACACCUUCCAGAAAGUAGGGCUGGCCUGAAUAGCAAUUUCUGGGCUCCGGAUAUUCAGCGCCGAUUAAUGACGAAUAUCCGAAUAUUCGGUUCGGAUCGUAACAUCUGACGAGUCGAAUGCCGAUCGUGCGACAUCGUCCAGCGAGGGACAGGGGAGGGGAUGCAGUCCGAAUAUUCAGAUCUCAAAUAUUUGGAUACCAUCGUCACGACCGGAUAUUCGGGUCCAGCCCUACCAGAAAGUUCAACUUUUGUCUCAUCAGUCCAUAGAAUGUUCUCCCAAAGUCUUGGGGAUCAUUCAGAUGUUUGUUUGCCAAAGUAAGAUGAGCCUUAUGUACUUUUUAGCUAACAAUUGUUUUUGCCUUGGAACUCUGCUGUUGAUGCCAUUUUUGCCCAGUCUCUUCCUGAUUGUUGAGUCAUGAACACUGACCUUAACUGAGGCCAGGGAGGCCUGCAGGUCUUUAGAUGUUGUCCUGGGUUCCUUUGUGGCCUCCUGGAUGAGUUGUGCUGUGCUCUUGAGGUAAUUUUGGUCGUGAAGGUUCACCAGUGUUCCAUGUUUUCUCCAUUUGUGGAUGAUGACUCACCGUGGUUCGAUGGAGUCCUGAAGCUUCAGAAAUGGCUUUGUAACUCUUUCCAGACUGAUAGAUGUCAAUUGUUCUUGAAUUUCUUUGUAUCGCAGCAUUUUGUUGUAGCUUUUUGAGAUCUUUUGGCCGACUUCAUUUAGUCAGAUAGAUUCUGUUUCAGUGAUUUCUUGAUAUGGAGGUAAUCAGGUUUGGGUGUGGUCAGUGAAAUUGAACUGGCUUUCCAAAGAAUGUUAUUACCCACAGUUAAUUCAUGAUUUAACAAGGAGGGGAAUUAGUUUUUCACACAGGUUUGGAUAGCUUUUUUCCUUUAAAAUAUUAAAUCAAUAUUUAAAAACUG